AUGGAUGUUUAUGGAAUUCCUAAGGAUUCUCAGCCAUCUCCACUAGCCCUGCUUGCAGCCACAUGUAGCAAGAUUGGCCCUCCAGCUAUAGAAGCAGCUAUUCUUUCUUCUGCUCCUCCUCAACCUGCCCCUCGGAAAUUGGUUCCUAUUAAGCCUGCUCCACUCCCACUAGGUUCUAACAAGAACAACAUUGGAAUCUUAUCAAAAGGAAACCUCUUCCAAAUUCAAGGUUCUCAACUGGGCACCUCAUAUCCUGGUGGACAGCUGGUAUUUACAAUCCAGAACCCAGCUGUAAGCAGCAAAGGAGCCCUCUCUUCUUCCAAUAUUCAGUAUCGGGCGGUACCACAGAACCAAACAACAUCAGGACAGAUGAUUCAGGUGCAGCAAAAUUUGGGCAAUCAAAUGCAGAUUCCCAGCAAUAUCACCCCUUCUUCCUCUUCAUCAGCUCAUAGGCCUGUGCCAAUAAAGCCAGCUCCAGCUCAUAAGUCAUCAGUAGCUGCUCUCCACAACACAAGCAGUGUUGUCAAGUUAACUGACACCAGUGGCAAUGUUACACUUACACUUCCAGUGAACAAUCUUGUAACUGCUGGGGAGACUAGUACUCAGACUCAAAUUGUACCUGGCAGCCCCUCUAAGCCAAGCAGAAAAGCUCGAAAGAAAAUGGUACCACAAGCUCAAACAACUGCAAUGGCUGUGACAGAGCAAGUUGAAGCAGUCUUAAUAGAGACUACAGCUGACAACAUCAUCCAGGCAGGGAACAAUCUGUUGAUUGUACAGAGUCCUGGCUCUGGGCAGCCAGCUUUGGUCCAACAGGUGCAAGUAGUUCAGCCCAAACAAGAGCAACA
Thamnophis sirtalis is the source of this 845-nucleotide messenger RNA. The record is from RefSeq and is a predicted model, not a curated record. NCBI's taxonomy places the organism in Eukaryota, Metazoa, Chordata, Lepidosauria, Squamata, Natricidae.